UCUGCUACAGCCACAGGUGCACAGAAGGUUAUUACAGCGUCCAGAGGAGAGUCUGUCCUUCUGCCGUGCCCGUCACCGUUUGAAUACGGAGACACUGUUAGCGUUAAAUGGGAAAAGGAUGGAGAGUCAGGUGUCUGUAUGUAUCGUAUGAGUGAAAAUAAGACUAGUGGCCAUGUCUGCAGUCCUCGGUUCAAAGUAAACGCAGACCCUAUCGGACUGAUUAUAACAGAUGUUACAGGCAGUGAUGCUGGUAAUUAUAACUGUUCAAUGAUCAGGAUGAUCCCCCCACCAGCUGUGGAUGACUUUUCAAUCCUGAUUCUUCAAGUUAACGUUCCAGCAGGUCUUAUGGUGCAGCAGGUGAACAUCAGUAACCAGAGCUGUGUGGAGCUGCUCUGUUCUCUGGAGGGUUUGAGUCCAGAGCAGGUCAGCUUCACCUGGUCCAGAGGAUCUGAGCAGCUUCUUCACCAGAACAACUCCAGCAAGAUGAGCAGCACACUGACACUCUGCAAGCCUCAAUGGAGAGACGAGGACACGUUCACCUGCCAGGCCAACUACUCAAGCAACCACACACUCUACAGCAAGAGCAUCACAAUCAAAGGCAGCAACAAUGGGGGCACAGCGAUACCCUGGCUGCUGAUUGGCUCAGUUAUUGGUGCAUCUGUGGGGGUGCUCUUCAUCAUCCUCCUCUCUGUGGUCAUCUAUAAAUGUAAGAAGAAAGAAGAUACCUCUUAUCCAAUCAUCUUCAACAAUAAAGUUUAUGAAAACCUGACUUCCAUCACACCCAGACCUACUGCUGAGCCCGGCGCUGGAGUAAAUACCAGGACUAAUCCCAGGCCUAACCCACAGGGUGCAAGUCAGACUCAGAGAGAAGAGUGCAUCUAUGAGAACUAACAAGAACUUUUAUCUGUUUUUAUUCUAAAACCAGUGCUCUGUUGUUUGUGUAUGUUUUGUUUAUGACUAGUCACUUUAUAUUCUUUCAACACACCAUGACACUAUCAGAGUUCCUCAGCUGUGCUGUGGCCCUGCGUGCUGUGCCAAGUUGUAGUUUCUUAAACUAUGCCCCAGUUGCCAUCUCUGUGUAGUGGUUUGGUUUUGUUCUAAAUAAAUAACAAAUGACCUGAAA
Messenger RNA from Pygocentrus nattereri (red-bellied piranha), 1123 nucleotides. RefSeq lists its product as uncharacterized. The transcript has 5 exons. NCBI's taxonomy places the organism in Eukaryota, Metazoa, Chordata, Actinopteri, Characiformes, Serrasalmidae. Gene Ontology annotation, cellular component: external side of plasma membrane. The record is from RefSeq and is a predicted model, not a curated record. Gene Ontology annotation, biological process: positive regulation of T cell proliferation; negative regulation of T cell proliferation; cell surface receptor signaling pathway. Bases 139 to 891 code for a protein of 250 amino acids.